Cricetulus griseus (Chinese hamster) is the source of this 1562-nucleotide messenger RNA. NCBI's taxonomy places the organism in Eukaryota, Metazoa, Chordata, Mammalia, Rodentia, Cricetidae. The record is from RefSeq and is a predicted model, not a curated record.
GUUAGCUGAUGAAUUGCAUAUGCCAUCCCUCCCUGAAAUGAUGUUUGGAGACAACGUUCUAAGGAUCCAGCAUGGCUCUGGCUUUGGAAUUGAGUUCAAUGCUACUGAUGCACUAAGAUGUGUAAACAACUACCAAGGGAUGCUUAAGGUAGCUUGUGCUGAAGAGUGGCAGGAAAGUAGGACGGAGGGUGAACACUCCAAAGAAGUUCUUAAACCAUAUGAUUGGACCUAUACAACAGAUUAUAAAGGAACGUUACUUGGAGAAUCUCUUAAGUUAAAGGUUGUACCUACAACAGAUCAUAUAGAUACAGAGAAAUUGAAAGCCAGAGAACAGAUUAAAUUUUUUGAAGAAGUUCUCCUGUUUGAAGAUGAAUUACAUGAUCAUGGAGUUUCCAGCCUGAGUGUGAAAAUUAGAGUAAUGCCUUCCAGCUUUUUUCUGCUAUUGCGGUUUUUCUUGAGAAUCGAUGGUGUGCUUAUCAGAAUGAAUGACACAAGGCUUUACCAUGAGGCUGACAAGACCUACAUGUUGCGAGAAUAUACAUCACGAGAGAGCAAAAUUGCUAAUUUAAUGCACGUUCCACCUUCCCUCUUCACGGAACCUAAUGAAAUCUCUCAAUAUUUACCAAUCAAGGAGGCAGUUUGUGAGAAGCUAGUAUUUCCAGAAAGAGUUGAUUCUAGCCCUGCGGACUCACAAAGCACACCCUCGGAAUAGAAUGUGGUACAGCCUACUCUCCGUGUAGAGCCUGCCUGGACAUCUUGGCUGUUUGUAGGGAUAUUUUUAUUAUGAGAAUUAAUUUCCUUGCUUAUGCUCAGAUUUUCUGUGGCCUUAAAGGAAAAUAAAAGAGUGUUACAGGCAGGUUCCACUUAACUCCCAUUUAUAUUGUCUGUCUUCAAGUUCCUACUGGAGUUGUAUGCUCUGGAGCAAAAUUUGGAUUCCUAAAUGAUCCCAAAUUGUGACCUCAGCAGCAGUGAUGUGUAUGUGUCUCAGGAGGGGGGACAUGAUCUGCAUCCAUCAUGAAGCAUCGUCUUCUACUGUGAAGAGGCUAAAUUGUAAAUUCCAUCACUGAGUCCCGAUGCCUUGUGACGUCCAUAGGAUUCUGACUGCAUGUUGAUGUACUGUACUGGCUGGGCUUGGGGCUGGCUUUCUGGUGUUUAUUCGCACUUCUGAAGAGUUGUGACCUGUCACCUAGGAAAUUAAUCUUGUAUUAUUCAUUAGUUCCAGUUUCUGGGCAACAUGAUUGUGUGUGUUUGUACACACAUGUAUUUUUAAAACUUUUCAUUUAAAUGUCUUUGUCUCUGAGUAGUGUUAGAUUACUUAUUUUGAUAAUUCAUUGUUAAAAAUUGUGGAGAAUUAAAAGAAUUUACCUUUUUUUAAAAAAAAAACAAAAAGAAGUGGGUGGGGGGAAGGAUGAGUGUGCUUCUGAGGAUCUUAUUAGUGUGUUCCGGUGAGGAAUGCCAAGGGAAUGUGUUGGCCAUUUCUAAAUAUGACAUGUACCAUUUUAUAUUUAUUUGUCCAUUGUCUUUUGUAAGAGGAGAAUAAAUAAUAAGGAAUUACAGAUCCA